Lottia gigantea (owl limpet) is the source of this 1310-nucleotide messenger RNA. RefSeq lists its product as hypothetical. NCBI's taxonomy places the organism in Eukaryota, Metazoa, Mollusca, Gastropoda, Lottiidae. The transcript has 3 exons. The record is from RefSeq and is a predicted model, not a curated record. The coding region runs from base 369 to 734 and encodes 121 amino acids.
CAGUAGCUGGGCAGAUUCUGGUUCUUGGAUGUUCAGUUAGUCUUCAGAUUUAGUGUAGACCUCUUGUUAGUUUAAUAUAGUGUAAAUAAAUAAUAUCUUAGCUGUUAUCUCAUUUGGAAAGUAAAUUGAUAGCCGAUAGCAGUCCGUAUCCAGUCUCUUACAUACGACUAUACCGUUUGCAAGUAGAACCCGACAACAACCCCGUUGCAUAAUUAUUGAAAAAAAAAAUAGGUAGUUAAGCUAAUGAAUUACUGUCUGAUGUUGAUGAUAUCGAGAAAGACAAACCAACAGCCCAGAGUGAAACUUAUCGUCAAAAUGACGAGAAAUAUGGUUCACAUAGAGCUGUAGAUGGAGACCCCAACACGUUUAUGAGUACAAGUCGAGGGACUCCUAUAUGGUGGUGCGUGGACUUACUCAAGAUACAUUCCAUGCGCUUGAUUCAAAUUAUCAAUAGGAAAAAUUAUUCUGAUCGGAUGAAAGAGUUUCGUUUGAGUUUUGGGAUGACUGGAAACUGUGAUGAAGCUGGUCUCGAUGAUUCUAUUGAGUGUUAUCGUGAUAUUGGUACAGAUCAGCCACAUUGCGAUAUAACAAAAUGUACAUCAGGUACAACCCCGGCUGAGAUGAGAGCCCGGUUUAUCUUCAUUCGUCAUCAGAAUGUUCAAUUUUUAAAUUUCGCGGAGCUCAACAUUCUUCUCGAUUAUUUCGACAGUUCAAACUGUAGCUCUACUGUAUAAAAUCCCUGAGUUAAUAUUCUCAUUUCUAUCUUCAUUUUCACACGCAUAGAAUUUCCACUUUUUAGGAUUUUAGAUGUGUCAUGGGCUAUGAAAAUCGUUGAUGUAUUCACAAAUAUCAAGGAUGUUAAGUUGGACAGACAAUCUCAUUAUCUCUGUUAUAUCAAGUGAUAUCUCGACCGGAAGUUAAGAGUCGCGCUUAAGAAGACACAACGAUAUCUACCAUUCAUUAUCGAGACAGAUUCAGCUUUACGGAAACUGCCUAAGAUUACAUAACGUACAUCCACUUAUCACCCCUUUCUGUACUAUUUUCUGUCACAUUUUCCUAUAAAAAUUUCUGCGCCCCUCUGUUAAAAUAAAUUCAUUAUUUUCCUGAUUAUUUUCCUGAAUAAAAAUGCAAUUAACUAUUGAAAAACGCUGAAUAUUCUGAUUAAGCUUUUUACAAUAAUCACUUAGUUUUAUGAAAUUUCCAAUUUUCUGGAUUAUGUUGUAAAUGUAACUUUAUGACACCAGGUAAUUUCACUGAUGAAUAUAUACUCACAUUGGCCAUUCUUGAGAAUUAAAUUUUAUGUUCAUUCU